Messenger RNA from Pseudonaja textilis, 1099 nucleotides. RefSeq names its product hypoxanthine phosphoribosyltransferase 1 (gene HPRT1). Lineage: Eukaryota; Metazoa; Chordata; Lepidosauria; Squamata; Elapidae. Gene Ontology annotation, cellular component: cytosol. Gene Ontology annotation, molecular function: hypoxanthine phosphoribosyltransferase activity; magnesium ion binding. Gene Ontology annotation, biological process: IMP salvage; guanine salvage; GMP salvage. The record is from RefSeq and is a predicted model, not a curated record.
UCCCGCGAGGAGCAGCAGCAACAGCAGCAGCAGCCGCGGCGGGAGAAGCGGCCCCGGCACCCUCGGCGGCUGGCGGGGCGGCAGGAGCAGCGCGGCGGCCGCUUUCCCGCCGCCAUGGCCGGAAACAGCGGGGGCGGCGGCGCCGAAGGCCGUUGCAUCGUGAUUGGAGAUGAUGAACAAGGGUACGACCUGGAUUUGUUCUGCAUCCCCAAACAUUACGCAGAAGAUUUGGAAAAAGUCUACAUUCCUCACGGACUAAUCUUGGACAGGACGGAGAGGUUAGCCCGGGAAAUUAUGAAAGCCAUGGGGGGCCACCACAUUGUGGCUCUCUGCGUGCUGAAGGGAGGCUACAAAUUUUUUGCCGAUUUACUGGAUUAUAUCAAAGCUCUGAAUCGGAACAGCGACAAAUCCAUUCCGAUGACCGUCGACUUCAUCCGCCUGAAGAGCUACUGUAAUGACCAGUCAACCGGCGAUAUAAAAGUAAUUGGCGGGGAUGACUUAUCAACCUUGACUGGGAAGAAUGUCUUGAUUGUAGAAGACAUCAUCGACACAGGGAAGACAAUGCAGACUCUCCUGUCUCUGCUCCAGCAGUACAAUCCAAAGAUGGUCAAAGUAGCAAGCUUGUUGGUGAAAAGGACACCCCGAAGUGUAGGAUACCGGCCUGAUUUCGUUGGUUUUGAAGUGCCGGACAAGUUUGUGGUUGGAUAUGCUCUAGAUUAUAACGAAUACUUCAGAGAUUUGAAUCACAUCUGCGUGAUCAGCGAGACCGGGAAGGAGAAGUACAAGGCGUGAUCCCGGACGGUGUCUUCAGAAGCGCAGCGAGACCGUGAAGCUGACCUCUGGCGGCCCCCCCCCCCCUCUCUCUCUCUCCCUCUCUGCCUCUCGGCCCAAAACGGCAGCUUCGGAUUGUGGAGUGGUUCCCCCUGCGCUUCUCUCGUCGUAGCCUCUUGCUUUAUAACUUAUUGCAUGUACCGCAUGGGAGAAUCGUCUUGAUCCUUUGCAUCUGGGAAGUCAAAAAAGGAGAUUUCCGCUUUCCCCCCCUUUUUUUUUUUAAAUUUGCACUAUGCGUCUCCUCCUCCUAGCCAGUCCCUCCUUUGAG